AUGUCCGGUACCGAGCAGAAGAAGCAGAUUGGAGAGGACCAGUUCCACACCCCCGAGCUCGACGCUGCUCGCCAGGAGAUCUGGGACAACGGCAUCAAGCAGCGCCGUCGUGUUCUCGGAGACGCCUACGUCGAUGCGCAGCUUGCUCGUGGCUCGAGCGAGUUCGCCAAGCCCGCCCAGGACUUUGUCACCCGCUGUGCUUGGGAUGGACUCUGGUCGCGCCCGGGACUUGAGCUGAAGCACCGCUCGCUCGUUGUCAUUACUAUCCUCGCUCUCGGCGGCCACGAGAAGGAGCUCACCGGCCACACGAAGGGUGCCCUCCGCAACGGUCUGACCGAGGACGAGAUCCGCGAGGCUGUAAGUCCUCCUCCUUUGAUCGAAACUGACAUCCAGAUGAUGCACGUCAUGGGCUACGGCGGCUUCCCGAAGGGUCUCGAGGCGUUCCGUAUCGUCGGCAACGCCAUUGAGGAGUACAAGAAGGAGCAGGCUGCGGAGCAGGCCAAGCAGGACAAGCAGUAA
Messenger RNA from Trichosporon asahii var. asahii CBS 2479, 519 nucleotides. RefSeq lists its product as uncharacterized. Gene Ontology annotation, molecular function: peroxiredoxin activity. Bases 1 to 519 code for a protein of 172 amino acids. The transcript is spliced from 3 exons. The record is from RefSeq and is a predicted model, not a curated record. NCBI's taxonomy places the organism in Eukaryota, Fungi, Basidiomycota, Tremellomycetes, Trichosporonales, Trichosporonaceae.